Nyctereutes procyonoides (raccoon dog) is the source of this 537-nucleotide messenger RNA. It is a transcript of the gene DEMA1, whose product is annotated as chromosome unknown C2orf74 homolog. The record is from RefSeq and is a predicted model, not a curated record. The transcript is spliced from 4 exons. NCBI's taxonomy places the organism in Eukaryota, Metazoa, Chordata, Mammalia, Carnivora, Canidae. The coding region runs from base 1 to 537 and encodes 178 amino acids.
AUGAGCUUUGAAACCACAGCAAUCACUUUCUUCAUCCUCCUUCUAAUUUGCUUCGUUUGCAUCUUCUUUUUAUUGGUGGUUUUUUUAUAUAAAUGUUCCCAAAGCAAAGUUGAAGAGACAGAAAAAGUUCCUUGUACAGAUGGUAAUGGAGGUGAAGAAUGUGUAGCUGCUGCUAAUGUGGAGACAAACAAUACAGGAGACCAAGAAAAGACUCUCGUAACACAAAUCAUCGACUUGAAUGCACCCACGAGGCCUGGCAUUCUUGUCCAGAGACGGAGUAAAGACGUGGCGGACACACCCUUAGAAAACAAAGAGGAGAUGGAAGACGAAGACAAAAUGAAAGAGAUGCAAAAGCCUAAGAAUGAUGACGAUAUCCAAAAACCACCCAUACCUCUCACUAAAACUCAUUCAGUUGUUGAAAACCAGAAAAGACCUUUAAAAGGAGUGACAUUUUCUAGGGAGGUAAUUGUUGUGGACCUUGGAAAGGAAUACCCAGCACCUCGAAGCUAUACUCGACAACAUAAAGAGAGAAAAUGA